AUGGCAACCGCCGGGACAGAACCUUUCUCACUACCACCACCUACCCAGCUCAACGAUACACACAAAGUAUGGGGCGUAUUUGUCUUCAUCACGAUUUUCCUCGUAAUCUCCACUUGCAUUGCGCUUCUUCGCUUGCUCUUGCGCUGGAAAUCCAGGAGCUUUGGAUUGGAUGACUGGGUCACUAUACCGGCAUUGGUGGCUUACAUCGUGCACUCAAUUAUAGCAGCGUAUGUUAAUGCUAACGCUGGCCUUGGGAAACCGCUUUGGGAGGGACAUAUUGCGACAUGUUUUCUGUACCCCAUCACCUCCGGCUUGAUUCGAAUCUCCAUCCUGCUACUUUACGACCGCGUUUUCUCGAAAGCAAGCCGAUCCAUGAAGAUCAUAAUUCGCGCCUCGAUUGCGUUUGUUGGGUGUUACAUCGCAGGCGUCGUGAUCUACACUGGCUUCCUGUGCAAACCUUUGCACAAAUUCUGGAAGCCUUUUGAGAGAGCUCAAUACUGCGGUAGUAAUCUCUCGUACUGGAUAUACACAGCAGUAGUAUACGGUGUCAGUCUUUUUCAAGACAUCGUGCUACUUUUGCUUCCCGUCGUUCGAGUGAUGGGUCUGCAGAUGUCCCUGAGGAAGCGUGUAGCUGUCAUACUUGUAUUUGCCCUGGGCUCGUCGGCUUGUGUAGCUGCUGCCUACAAGCUUGUCAUGCUAGGACUACAGUGGGGAAGAACAGGGCACAUUGAUCCACGCUGGCUCAAUAUGCAAGCUAGCCGUGUAAUACCACCUCAGUUUGAUCAAUACGGGUAUACCAUGUGGAUUCCUACGCAAGCGGAACUCUCAGCCGCCGUCAUUGGAUCUUCAUUGGUUCCGUUGAAGGCUCAGGUCUGGGCCGUCGCGCAGAAGAUCUUGUCGGCAAUGGGCUAUACUUGGGGCUCAGGCUUUGGCAGUGGCGUCAGCAAAGGCGAUAAUUAUGCCUCUCUGGAUCGAAAAGGGCCAGUAAAAAAGGACACAUACAAAAAGGUGAGUGAGGAUUCCAGGAUUGCCAUCACUAUGGACAUUGAGCUUGCUUCCCAUGAGACUUUCAGGCUUUAG
Molecule: messenger RNA, 1080 nt
Organism: Trematosphaeria pertusa
Lineage: Eukaryota; Fungi; Ascomycota; Dothideomycetes; Pleosporales; Trematosphaeriaceae
Exons: 5
Coding region: 1-1080 (359 amino acids)
Source: RefSeq, a predicted model, not a curated record